UUGGGGGGCUCGGGUUUCCACCCGCUCAGCGACCGGAAGCCGGGCGCCAGCGGGAGAGAGAAAUCGCCAUGGGUCUCCUGCGCUCGGAGCCGAUGAAGCACGGCACCCUGGUGGUGCCGGUGGACCGCGCCAGGGAGUUCGUGAACCUCAUCGGCAAGAAUACCAAGAUGCAAUUCGAGGACAUGAAUGCUCGAGACAUGCAUCGGCCCUACAAGAAGUACAUACAGCGCAUUGAUGAGAUGGAGCGCAUCAUCCGCUUCUUGCUGGAAGAGCUUACUAAGGUGCCAGGCACCUCGCUGGUGAAGAACAACGUGGACGCCUUUUUGGAGGCCGCGGACAAGUACAAGCUGGACGAGGUGGAGGCGGAGCUUCACAAGAUCCACAAGGACUUCAUCCAGUUCAAGGAGAACAACGCGAAGCUGCUGGAGAAGUGCAACGCGGCGCUGGAGGAGAAGUUCGUGAUGCAGACGGCGGAGGCCUCCAUGGGUCAGGUGGCCUCCAACCGCUCCGCGCGCGCGCCCAGGGCGGAGGAGCGCUUCGACUUUGAGACGUCGCGGCCGCUCCUGGACGAAGAGGCCAGCUCCAGCCGCAGGGGCCUGGAGACGAUGUUCAGCAACAUCGCGGGGGUGAUCCACCAGGAGGAGCAGGAUCGCUUCGCGCGCAUGCUCUUCCGGGCCACCCGAGGCAACACCUUCACCCACUUCCAGCAGAUCCCGCAGCCCAUGCAAGACCCGAAGACUGGACGCGAGGUGCACAAGUCGGUCUUCGUCAUCUACUUCCAAGACCAUCGCGGGGGAGCCGCGGCCUCCGCCAUGAGCGAGAAGAUCAACAAGAUUUGCUCCUCCUUCGGGGUGAACACCUACACGUGGCCGGGCAACCGCCAAGAGGCUGGGGAGAUGAUCAAGCACCUGAAGGAGACCGUGGAGGACCAGCAGUCCCUGCUGCAGGGCCACGAGCGCUUCGUGCGCGCCGAGGCCAAGUCCCUGCUGGAGCCUGUGGCAAGGGGCCGGGACUCCCUCAUCGAGGAGUGGAGGCUUUUCUGCAUCAAGGAGAAGGCCAUCUACGCCACGCUGAAUCUCUUUGAGGGCAACAUGAACUUGCGCGCGAACUGCUGGUACCCCCAGGAGGACGAGGACUGGAUCCGCGCCAUGUGCAUCCAGCUCAGCUCCCAGCCCGGGCACACCAGCGCCAUGCUGGUGCCUGACAAGACGCCCCCCGUGAAGAAGACUGCGCCCACCUACAUCCGGACCAACGAGUUCACCUCCAUCUUCCAGGUGCUGGUGGACACCUACGGCCUGCCGAGAUACCAAGAGGCGAACCCGGCGCUCUUCACCAUCGUGACUUUCCCUUUCCUCUUCGGCGUCAUGUACGGCGACAUCGGGCAUGGGCUUAUGUUGCUCAUGGUGGGCCUUUACGCCGUGUGGAAGGCGGACGAGCUGAAGUUCAGUCUGCCGGUGAUGCACCAGGGCAGGUACAUCCUGGUGAUGAUGGGCUUCUUCGCCGUGUACUGCGGGUUCCUGUACAACGACUUCUUCUCCAUCGGUUUGAACCUCUUCGGGUCCCGCUGGGAGCACCCGGUGGUGCCCCCGGGCACCAAGCCCGGCAGCUCCGUGGCGAUGCAGCCCACCUUCGACAAGGAGAACCGAGGCGGCCCGGGGCCCUACCCCUUCGGCAUCGACCCGGCCUGGCACGGGGCGCAGAACGAGCUGGUGUACUUGAACUCCAUGAAGAUGAAGCUCUCGGUGGUGCUGGGGGUGACCCAGAUGUUCGUAGGCCUCUUGCUGCGCUUCGCCAACGCCAUGUACGAGAAGAACACGGUGGACUUUUGCUGCGAGUGUGUUCCCAUGAUGGUCUUCAUGGUGUGCUUUUUCGGGUUCAUGGACUAUAUGGUCCUCUUCAAGUGGGUCACGCCCAUGCCGAAUCCUCCGAGCAUCAUCAACUCGAUGAUCGCCAUGGCAAUGUGGACGGAGGAUUCGAACCCGAUGUUUGGGGCCACGUUGCCGCAGAUUUUGAUGGGGACCUGCAUGUUGGCGGUGCCCUUCAUGCUGAUCCCCAAGCCCAUCAUCUUGAACAUGCGGCACCAGGCGCGGAAGCCGUCGCAGUGCUUCCGCGACGGCCGGGGAGGGCACCUGCCGCUGAGCGACGAGGAGUCGCUGAGCUUGGAGGCGGUGGAGGAGGAGGAGUUCGACCUCACCGAGUGCGCCAUCCACCAGGUCAUCGAGACCAUCGAGUAUGUGCUGGGCACCGUGUCGCACACCGCCUCGUACCUCCGGCUCUGGGCGCUGUCCUUGGCUCACCAGCAGCUGUCACUGGUUUUCUUCGGCAUGACGUUGCUGGGCGGCAUGUCUGCCCCUUUCCCGCUGAACAUCAUCACCACGUACUUUGCCUUCUCCUGCUGGUUCGGAGCCACGGUGGGCAUCCUGCUGGGCAUGGACGUGAUGGAGUGCUUCCUGCACACCUUGCGGCUGCACUGGGUGGAGUUCCAGAGCAAGUUCUACAAGGCCGACGGGCACGCCUUCGUGCCCUACUGCCAUCGGGACAUCCUGCAGAAGAAGACGGACGAGUAGCGAGUAGCGAGUACAGAACAUCGGGGCUCCGGCCAGCGAGGGGAUUUCCCGCUUGGAGUUGGUGGGAA
Molecule: messenger RNA, 2635 nt
Organism: Effrenium voratum
Lineage: Eukaryota; Dinophyceae; Suessiales; Symbiodiniaceae
Source: the annotation of a GenBank genome assembly